GAAGGAAAUAGGGAGAAAAAUUAACUUUAUUAGUCAGAAAACUCUGAAAAAAUACAGACAGUAAGUGUACCUAUCUCCCUCAGAUUAUAGGUCAUAUCUGUAUUUUUAACCUAAAUCUUUAAAAAUCAAUCAGAAUCAGAGAAUGCAACGGAGAAAAAUGCAGACAAUUAACUAAAAUACAGAUAGAAAAUACGUCUAAAAGGCCUGUUUACAGACAGUGUCUGUAAGAAGUGCAGUUAGUGUCUAAAAAAAAAAACCCCGUGUAGGGUCUCGCCGCAUUGCUUAAGAACAAAUGCGGAAUAAUCACAAUGGAUAAACAGCCAAAUAUCUGAAUGCUUUAGGUGAUUCGUGUCAAAGUGUGCAGAUGGCGCAACAGCAUUCAGACAAACUUGGGAAUCCCUUGUUCAACCUCAUACAUCAAAAACAGAAGAAUGUUUCGUCGCCAACACACACAACCUAUCGAUAUCUCUUUGCUUAUGAAUAAUUCAAAGAUAACAGUGCCAGUUUCUUGUCUUGUUCUCAGGUAUUUCGCUUUCACAGUUCUUUCGGUGAUAUCGCGCUACAUUCAGAAGUAUCGGAUGCGCUCGAAAUGCCGAAAGACCGAGAUUUCUAAGCGAGCCCCUUCCACCACAGAGCGGUACCUGCCUGCCUGCGUCACAAAUCCUUGCGGAAUUACGAUAUAUUUUGUCGGAUUUAAAUUUUAUGUGACGAAGUAAAUACCGAAAAUAAUUCUUAACUGAUUGUAUACGACAUGCUGGUAAAUAGUUCCAUUGCUUCCAGGACUGUAAAUCUACCGGAAUGCUGUGACAAGGCUGAGAGACAUACAUAUAAGUAAGGUACGUAAACACCACGGCUAUUCUACAAAGACAAAGAGCACCAGACUUUAUUUCAAUCAUAAUCUUCUUAUCGUUUGCAUAUUUCUUAGUCAUUCCUACAUCCAUCUUUACCACAAUCAGCUCAAUUCAAAAAUAACAAGUAUGGAAGACCCCAAGUUUGCCAACUUCAAUGUCACCACAACCCACUACAAAAUCGUCAACAAUCAAGAAAUUCCUCUCUAUGUCCUCAUCCCCAAGGGCAUCCACACCGGCAAGCGUCCAAUUCUUGUUCACUUCCAUGGCGGCUUCCUCGUUACCGGACAUGCGAUAUACCCAGACUGGGCAUCCCAAUGGUCAUUGGACUAUGGGACUCUCAAUUCCGCAAUACGAAUCUCAGCUAAUUAUCGUCUCCUACCCGAGAGCGACGGUCUCGAAAUCCUGUCUGACGUCCGCGAUCUCUUCACCUGGAUUGAGAAUGAUCUACCUGCAUAUCUGAAGCGUAUCGGUAGCGACAUCACGCCAGACUACGAUAGGAUCGCAGUGUAUGGCGAGAGCGCUGGCGGGCUCUUGGCCAUCCAUUCCGGACUGAUGAGAACAGAUCUUGUCAAGGCUGUGAUUGCUGCAUAUCCAAUGACUUACCUCGAUCGUCCGUGGUAUUCCGUUGCGUCUACUGACAAAUCUCCCUUUGGCGCGCCUCAGCUUCCCAAGGCUCUUCUCGAUCAACAUGUUGCCACGAUAGAACCCGGCAAAAUUGUUACAGGAGCUUUCCCACCAGACAGAGUACAACUUGCGAUUCCCAUGUUGCAGAAUGGAUUGUUUCCACAGAUCAUGGGUACAGAUGAGUCAUUGUAUCCUGCGAAGGUUGUGGAAAAGAGAAAGAAGGGUGAGAAGGCUCCUUUUCUUUUUGUGAUGCAUGGAAAGGAAGAUACAGCUGUGCCCUGUGAGCACUCGGUAGAUUUUGUGAAACUAUGGGAGGAGAAGUUUGGUCACGGGAGUGUGGUUGGCAAGUUUGAGAGUGGUGAUCAUGGUUUUGAUGGGACUGCUACGCUUGACACUCCGUGGAUGAAGGAUGGAUUGGCUGAUGUUAGUAAAGCUUGGAUUAGUUAAAUGAAAAUAGAGGUCGAUAAUUUAUAUGAAUUUUGUCUUAGUCAG
Molecule: messenger RNA, 1967 nt
Organism: Cadophora gregata
Lineage: Eukaryota; Fungi; Ascomycota; Leotiomycetes; Helotiales; Ploettnerulaceae
Exons: 2
Coding region: 978-1922 (314 amino acids)
Molecular function (GO): hydrolase activity
Source: RefSeq, a predicted model, not a curated record